AUGGAUGCCUCUUCUAGAAUUUCUAAGAUACGUAGCAGUGAACGUGAGAGACUCCGUGGUCCUCAAUGGAUAAAGACAUUGCAGGGAGCAUUGCUCAGCUGUACAUACACUGUACUUGACUAUGCACAAACUGGUUUGAUUGCAGCAGUGUUCUUCUUUAAAUCUGCUGAGGAAAGAAUGUCAGCUCCAACGGUAUAUCCUCCUCCACCGAAGGUAGCCAAAGAAGGGGUACAGUUACCGCCAGAUAGAACAAUUUGCCCCUUGUGCUUGCAGAAACGCGUAAAUCCAUCUGUAAUUACAGUUUCAGGCUUCGUCUUCUGCUAUGCUUGUAUAUUCAAGUUUGUUACUCAGUAUAAGCGCUGCCCAGCAACGACAAUGCCUGCAACAGUUGACCAGAUAAGGAGACUCUUUCAUGAUGUAUAG
This is a messenger RNA of Trifolium pratense (red clover), 423 nucleotides long. Its product is annotated as peroxisome biogenesis protein 12-like. Lineage: Eukaryota; Viridiplantae; Streptophyta; Magnoliopsida; Fabales; Fabaceae. Gene Ontology annotation, cellular component: peroxisomal membrane; peroxisomal importomer complex. The coding region runs from base 1 to 423 and encodes 140 amino acids. Gene Ontology annotation, biological process: protein import into peroxisome matrix; protein monoubiquitination. The transcript has 5 exons. Gene Ontology annotation, molecular function: ubiquitin-protein transferase activity; protein binding; zinc ion binding. The record is from RefSeq and is a predicted model, not a curated record.